CAGGAAACAUUCAGCAGAGGUUCAACAGCAGAGACUCACCGUCGGUCCUCAGCUCACCUGAACAGUGAUUGUCCCCAACAACCAGACUAACUUCAGUUAAAUCCUGACAAAUCUGCUCUGGCUCUCAGAUAAAAAGAUCCGGCCAUGAGGUGGCGCUCUUCUUCUCACCUUCCACUCCUCCUCCUCCUCCUCUUCAUCGGGAGCGUUUCUGGAUUAAGGAUCUGUUCGUACAAUGUGCAGAAGUUUAACCAAAAAAAAUCUACAAACUACAGAGUGAUGCACACGUUGACACGAAUCGUGUCUCGCUGUGACAUCUGUCUCCUGCAGGACGUGGUUGAUUCGGGCGGUAAAGCCGUCAAAGCUCUGCUGAAUUUUCUCAACAGGGGAACUGACAGGUAUGACGAGCACGCCUACAAGGCCGUGUCCAGUAAGAGUCUGGGAACGUCUCCAAGCGACAUGCAGCAAUACGUUUUCAUCUACAAGAGUGGGAUGGUGUCGGUGACGGGGGAAUAUCAGUACCAGAAGCCCCAGUCUUUUGUCAGACCGCCGUUCGCCGUUUACUUCAACAGCCAGAAAACCACCGAGAUCAAUGACUUCAUCCUGGUUCCUCUCCACUCUGAGCCCAGUCAGGCCGUUCAGGAGAUCGACCGCCUCUACGAUGUCUUCGAGGAAGUCAGCAAGAAGUGGAACAACCAGAACGUGAUGUUUCUGGGAGAUUUUCACGCCGGCUGUGCCUACGUGACCCGAAACGACAGGAAAAACAUCCGACUCUACACAAACUCUAGUUUCUCCUGGCUGAUCGGAGACAGAGUCGACACCACGGUCACGGACAACACCCACUGUCCAUAUGACAGGAUCGUGGUGCAUGGACAGUCCUUCCUGAAGGCCAUCAGACCUUUCUCUGGAAAAGUCUACAACUUCGGCAAAGACUUGAAACUGAGCAGGAGCAAGGUGGUGGAGGUGAGCGACCACUACCCUGUGGAGGUGAGGCUGAAGGGCUCCGGCCUCCUCCUCCAGGCUCCUCCCCUCCUGAUGCUGCUCGGUGUCUCUGUGAUCGUCCAGUCCUUCCUGUCCUCUCUGGGAUCGUCUGGUUGAGUCCUGGUUCAGACCAGCUCGUCCUCUCUGAUGAUGUCACAUGUUUUUAAACAUUGAUCAAAGUCAAACUGAACUGAAUUAUUUAGAUUUUUCUCUUUCACCACGUUUAGUUUACAGUGUGGAGCUGGAACGAACCAGAUUCAUCCUCCAACAUUAAUGAUGGAAGGAUGAUGACAGCAGGGCAGGGAAUUAAACCAACAACCAGCUGAAUGAAAACUAAUAAAUAUAAAUGCUGUAUUUCUUUCUGGUGAAUCAGACAGAAUAACAAAAACAAGAUUAUGACCCUCAGUCAUAACACCGAUCAUUUUCAGGGCUCUACUUUUUUUUCUAAUGUACAGACACUGGUGUAAAUAUUUGGACAUAUGACAAAUGUUAUGUAUGAUUGUGUUUUUUUUUAAAUUCAGUAAAGCUUUUAUGUUGGAAAAUGUG
Messenger RNA from Mugil cephalus (flathead mullet), 1524 nucleotides. Its product is annotated as deoxyribonuclease gamma-like. NCBI's taxonomy places the organism in Eukaryota, Metazoa, Chordata, Actinopteri, Mugiliformes, Mugilidae. The coding region runs from base 145 to 1095 and encodes 316 amino acids. Gene Ontology annotation, molecular function: DNA nuclease activity. The transcript has 11 exons. The record is from RefSeq and is a predicted model, not a curated record. Gene Ontology annotation, cellular component: nucleus. Gene Ontology annotation, biological process: DNA catabolic process.